This is a messenger RNA of Pungitius pungitius (ninespine stickleback), 756 nucleotides long. RefSeq names its product smx5 (gene lsm2). Gene Ontology annotation, cellular component: U6 snRNP; catalytic step 2 spliceosome; Lsm1-7-Pat1 complex. The transcript is spliced from 5 exons. Gene Ontology annotation, biological process: mRNA splicing, via spliceosome. Gene Ontology annotation, molecular function: RNA binding. The coding region runs from base 112 to 399 and encodes 95 amino acids. The record is from RefSeq and is a predicted model, not a curated record. NCBI's taxonomy places the organism in Eukaryota, Metazoa, Chordata, Actinopteri, Perciformes, Gasterosteidae.
GCGCAUCUCUGGCGCCCUCGUGUGGUAUUUGUCAAAAUGAUCCCUGAUCAGGCGCAGCAAUAUUACGUCAUCAGCACUUGACGCACAUCCGCAAGAAACCAACAAGCAAUAAUGCUUUUCUACUCGUUUUUCAAGUCCCUGGUGGGGAAGGAUGUGGUCGUGGAGCUCAAAAACGACCUGAGCAUCUGCGGGACGCUUCAUUCCGUUGACCAGUACCUGAAUAUCAAGCUCACAGACAUCAGUGUUACUGAUCCAGAGAAAUAUCCACACAUGUUAUCCGUGAAAAACUGUUUUAUCCGUGGAUCGGUGGUCCGGUACGUUCAGCUGCCCGCUGACGAGGUGGACACUCAGCUACUGCAGGACGCUGCGCGAAAAGAAGCAAUGCAGCAGAAGCAGUGAUGUGCGUGUGGAGGGGUGUAUUAUGACCGUGAAUUCAAGUUUUGAGUUACAUUCAAGAUGAGAUAGUUUGUGCGUCUCUUGUGAUUCAGCAGUUUUUGUCAUGGUCUCAAGGAACUCUUGAUGUUUGUGGUCAAUACUUCUGCAAUAGUCAUGAUUAGAAAUCUUCUUCGGGUCCAGAAGGCGUCAUUUGAAGCCGCCUUUUUGUUUUGUUUGAAAGAUUCCGGAGUAAAUUCAAUUUUUUGAGCCCUGUAGAGGUAAAGAUAUGUUUUAGUGUUUCUGUUGCUUUCCUUAAAAAAAUGAGGUUUUCUUUUUUUUUUACUAUUCCACUUAACACAAAAUAAAACGCUAUUUUAUUUA